GACUUCAUGCGGUCGGUAUUGAUUUUCUUUCACAGAGAACGGUUCAAUGAGCGUGAGGGAUUGUCGAUUGUCUAACUAAAAACGGGUAGCUGAAUUUGAUGGAAUGUGGUAGUCAUUUUGUGGAAUUUACUUACUUUAUUUUAGUUUCAGAAAUGAACACCUAAUGCUUCAGCUUGUCAAGAUCCCUAGGAUAUUUUAUGUUUAUGAAGAGUCUUAAAAAACUGCGAGUUGACGUGUCUACAGCAGUUUAAAUCUCGCAGACAAAGAGAAAAUAUCGUCAAGAGAACCCUAAGGAUAAGGUUCACACAACACAAGGCUCUCUCAGUAGUUGGUCGCGGGCACAGUAUUCUACACAAUGGCGUUCUCGACUUCUAGGCCCCUGCAAUUUAAUUUCGGAUACACAUUUGUUUUUUUAACUGUUUUUACUAAUUUGAUAGUAACGGCACAGACUGAGGCUGGCUGUGAAAAUAUCAGGAACAUAUACCGUCGCAAAGGUUUUAGCUUGAAAGAUGUUCCAACCACAGCAUUACAAGGAGAACACAAGGGAACAUGUGGAGCAGGGUUUUCAUGUUGUACUACUGGGAUGGAGCAAAGACUAACAGAAAGUUGUGGCGAGGAGUUUGAGAGUAAUCUCUAUGAAGCCAGCUUUCUUGUACGAGAUAGCUACGUCUCCAAAGCAAAGAAAUUUGAUGAUUAUUUUGUAGAACUGCUUGAUAAUUCAGAGAAAGACUUCAGUACAAUGUUUGAACAUACAUACGGGGACCUAUACAAAGACCAUGAGGCUAUCUUCUCCUCGUUAUACGCGGACCUUCGUAGUUUCUAUCAAGGAAAGAAUGACGAUUUGGAGAGCUCGUUAGAUGAUUUCUUUGGGACACUUUUACAAAAAAUGUAUCUGCUACUUAACCCAGGAAGAUAUUCAGACGAGUUCAUGACAUGUAUUGCAGAUCACAUGCAUAUCCUUAAACCUUUCGGGACUAUCCCGGAUACGCUUACGACACAAAUGAGACGCUCGUUAAAUGCGGCCAGGACCUACGUUCAAGGCUUGGAUGCUGCACGAGAUAUCAUCACAAAGGCUACAAAGGAAUCACCGGUAACUGAAUGCAAGGCUGCCCUCGUUAAAAUGGAAUACUGUCAGUCGUGUAAAGAAGGGUCAGCUAAUGCCGCACCGUGUGACGGACUCUGCACAAAUAUUAUGAAAGCAUGUCUUGCGCAACAAGCUGAAUUAGCGGAUGAAUGGACUAAAUAUAUUGAUGCCAUGAAAAGGCUUGGUGAGAGAAUGAGCGCCUCAUUCAAUAUUGAGACCAUUAUUGAUUCAAUUAACGUCAAGAUUUCAGAAGGAAUAAUGAAUUACCAGGAAAAUACGCAACAUGUAUCUGAUAAGGUUUUGGAAGAAUGUGGCCAGCACAUUAGUAAGCGUUCAGCUGACGGGAAAAAGAAAAAAUCGAGGCAAGGAGAUUGGAGUAAAUACCGCCCUCAAGCUAACGGACCACAGACAUCUGCUGGAUCCAUUCCAACACUUAAUACUUAUAUUGUGGAAAGCGACAAGAUGCUGUCAAAUUCACGAGAUUUCUGGACAAAUCUACCUUAUAUGAUGUGUAGCGAUGAUGGAUAUGCAUCGGAGACAUCAAAUGAGAACUGCUGGACAGGUGUUGAAAUUGGAAUUUACAACACUGAAAUAGUAAACAGUGGUCUUGAGUACCAAAUUGGCAAUCCUGAAGUGGAUAUGGUUAGCACAAGCAAGAGGGCUGCCACCAUGGAAUAUCAGGCCCUGCUCAAAGCAGUAACAGCUCAACUUAAUAACGCUUAUAACGGAAAAAAUACAAUAUUUAUAGAUACAGAUGAUGAGGAUUAUGGAGGCAGUGGCAGUGGUAGUGGGUCUGGAUCAGGGGACAUACCAACAGAUGUCGUUGACCAUGUAUUCACAAGCACCACCAUUGACAGUGAUCCAAAAUACAGGCCUACAAGAUAUCCACCACCAGGAGGGCGCUCAUCCCAUGUCACGUCAACCUUAUCACUGUUACUUUGCUCAAUCUCAUUUUCACGUCUCUUCCGUAGUCAUUGAACAUGAGCCCUGAAACUUUUGAUAGAAACUCAAAUUGUUUAAAAAAAUAAUAUAAGAUAAAUUAAUAACUAAUGGUACUAUUAAGGCAUUCAACAAAAGAUGGCAUGGGAAUGGGCCGGUGGGGUUCCAUGAUUUUGAGCAUGAUUACAUAGUGUAAUGCAACUCUUGUAGGGAUGUAUUGCAGUACCUGCAGGUGUGUUUUGCAACCCAUGUGGGAAUGUAUUGUAGUACUUGCAGGGAUAAAUUGUUACUCCUGUAGGGAAGUAUUGCAGUACCUUCAGGGGUGAAUUGUAACCCCUGUAGGGAUAUAUUGAAGCACUUACAGGGGUGAAUUGUAACCCCUGUAGAGAUUUACUGAAGUACCUACAAGGUAAAUUUCAACUCUUGUGGGGGAACCAUUGUAGUACCUGCAGGGAUUUUUUUGCACUACCAGCAUAGAUGUAUAGUAGUGCAACAGCUGAGGAUACAGUGCACCUAGAUAUGCAAUAAGCCCUGAAUCCUGCCCCUGCCCCUCACCCCAAGGACAUAAGCUGAAUCAAAUAACUGAAAUUAACCAUUGUCAAUGUGGGAGGACGUUGUUAUCCACAUUUUGAUAGACUUGUACAAUGCUGCUGCUCCCUGUGAGAGGAAAGAAACUUCAAAGUCUACUUCCAAUACUCAAUUAUAAAUGCCAGAAUCAGGAAAUUUUCAGAGAAAAAAAAAUAUCCGUAAAUGAGAAUUUUUAAAAUUUAAAAGGUAAUAAUGAUUAUGGUAAAAUUGUGUAAUGUGUAUGAAAAAAUACCAAUGUUAUAUCUUUUGUUGAUUUAGCCUUGAAAAUACAUCCAAGAAUACAUUUAAAAUCUUGCUUUGUGCCCUAUGUGAAUAAGUGACGUUGAAGAUGACAUUUUUCAAACGUCACUCGCCAACGUGGACAAUUAGAUGCAUAUAAAUAGAUAAGGUUGCGUGAAAAAUUUAGUAACAUAUCUCUUCUCUUUUUUAUUUUAAUGUGUAAAGGUUAACUGUAAAUAGAGAUAUUGUGGUUUAAAGUUUGGAAAUUAAGGUAGAUAUUUACAGGCAUUGUGGCUGUAUACUGUAGGGUUUGUCAUAUGGGAAUUAUUAAAGGCAGUGGCUAUUGUUACACCAGUCUUAAACCAAUUCCUAAUUCUGGUUUGAUGUUAUUGUAUGAUUAGAACAAUAACAUCCAGUCAGGAUUAAGAAUUUGUGUAAGACUGGUGUAAGAAUAACCACUACCUUAUUUAGAAACUGAUGAAAAAUAUUUGUGCUUCAAGAUUUAUUUCUUAAUUGUAUGAAAAACCAGGUAUUUGUCCCUGCUUUUAGACAAAGAUUGUCUCACAACUGAAAAAAUGGGACAUAAUUUGAGGUUUUAAAUUGGGAUGGGUCAGUUCUGAACCAGCCAGUGCUAGAUCAAUUACAGUUCAUGUUAGAGUAUUCUAAUUUUAAGUAAGACCUACAUGUAUUAACGUCCAGAAUAAAUACUUAUUCCAGGCAUGAAAAAAUAAUGUUCCAGGUGUACAAAGCAGCUACAUUUUCCUGGAAUAGAUACAUAUUCAAAGAAUAGGUACUUAUUCUAACACUAAGUACUUAUUCAUGCACUAAUUAUUCUGGAAAUUGAUUCUCACUUAUUCCUGAACUAAGUACUUACUCCAGAAGUACAUGAUUACCUAUUUCUGGAUUAAAUACACUUUUCAGAAAUAGAUGAUUACUUAUCCUGGAAUAAAUACUUAUCCAGACUGCAAUUUGCUUUCUAUAGAUUGUACAGUAGAGUAUAAUGCUUGAAGCAUCUAUAGCUCUGUGAGAGUAUUAUUUAAAUCAGUAUUAAUAGGUACACACACAGGGACUAUAAUCAAAUGGGAUUUUAAUAUAUGGAUUGUAUAUCUAUGCUGAUAAUUUGAUGUGAGCUUUUGCUCUAUGCUAUGAGGUUUCCAUAAAGCUGGGUGCCUUGUAACAAAUACUUGAGAAGCUCAAUGAUGAUACUGUAUGCAUAAUGUACAAUUACAGUACAAGUAUAUCAGGACUGAUAUUUGCCUAAUUUCAACAUUUUGUGAGAGAUUCCACCAUAAAAUUGAUCCCUUCUACACACAAUGUUCUUCGUAUAGAGGAGACCCUUUGUUGUUUUAAAUUGUGUAGAUGAAGUAUGUUUUUAUUUACUGUAGUAGGUAUUUUAACUUUUUGAUUUGGAUUAUUUUCAUCAAAGAUUGAGUCUAAAAACUCUUGUUAUAAACAAGCUACCCAAUAACAAUUUUAAUCAUUUUGUGAUAUGUUGACAAACAAUAUUUUGAUGUUUUAAGGCAAACUCAAGGACUGUUAAGCCUUAAGAGAAAUAUAUGGCACAUAAAUAAUCAUGUCUAUUGUACAUUGUGGUGCAUUAUAACAUAGUUAGUUUUAAUAUAAGUGUAAAUGUACAUACUGUAGAGCGCCCUGUGUUAUUUUGAUGAUGUGGUAUUGUCUUCAACAAGUGAUGUUUUGAGUGCAAACCAAUCUUCCACUAGAAAAAAAAAAUCGCCCUCU
Molecule: messenger RNA, 4570 nt
Organism: Anneissia japonica
Lineage: Eukaryota; Metazoa; Echinodermata; Crinoidea; Comatulida; Comatulidae
Product: glypican-6-like
Exons: 8
Coding region: 356-2062 (568 amino acids)
Biological process (GO): regulation of signal transduction; regulation of protein localization to membrane; cell migration
Cellular component (GO): cell surface; extracellular region; plasma membrane
Source: RefSeq, a predicted model, not a curated record